Messenger RNA from Rhea pennata, 6479 nucleotides. It is a transcript of the gene PGM2L1, whose product is annotated as phosphoglucomutase 2 like 1. The record is from RefSeq and is a predicted model, not a curated record. NCBI's taxonomy places the organism in Eukaryota, Metazoa, Chordata, Aves, Rheiformes, Rheidae. Bases 227 to 2095 code for a protein of 622 amino acids. The transcript has 14 exons. Gene Ontology annotation, cellular component: nucleus. Gene Ontology annotation, biological process: carbohydrate metabolic process. Gene Ontology annotation, molecular function: glucose-1,6-bisphosphate synthase activity; intramolecular phosphotransferase activity.
CGCGGGUUGGGUCCGUUGGUGGGUGCGCGUGCGUGCGGUUCGACCGUUACCGGCGGCGUUCGCGACCGUUGCGCUGAGGUAAAUAACGGACCGCCUCCUGUCGCCCGUCCCCCAACGAUGCUCGCCGUCGCGCUGCGCGUCGCGGAGUGAAGCCGCCGCGGUCCCUUCGUCCUCGCUCCCUCCCCCCUCGAAGCGGCGAGGCUCGCCCGCCCGCCCCGGCGGCGACAUGGGCGAGCGCGGAGCCGGCGAGGAUGUCAACUCCAACGUGCUGGUGGCCCGCAGUACCGGCGACGCGGAGCUCGACAAGGCGGUGUGGCAGUGGCUGAGCUGGGACAAGAACCCCAAAACAAAAGAACAGAUUGAAAGCUUGCUACAGAAUGGAAAGCAUAAAGAGUUACGAGAUCGCCUCUGCUGCAGGUUGACCUUUGGGACUGCUGGGCUUCGCUCUGCAAUGGGAGCAGGCUUUUGCUACAUUAAUGAUCUUACAGUGAUCCAGUCAACACAGGGGAUCUACAAGUAUCUUGAGAGGUGUUUUUCAGACUUUAAGCAGAGAGGCUUUGUUGUUGGAUAUGACACACGAGGUCAGGUGACCAGCAACUGCAGCAGUAAGAAACUUGCAAAGCUCACUGCAGCAGUGCUCCUGGCUAAAGAUGUACCUGUGUACUUCUUUUCAACAUAUGUCCCUACACCCUUUGUGCCCUAUGCUGUUAAGCAGCUCAAAGCUGUUGCGGGUGUGAUGAUCACAGCAUCCCAUAACCGGAAGGAGGACAAUGGAUACAAGGUUUAUUGGGAAAAUGGAGCACAGAUCACGUCUCCUCAUGAUAAGGAAAUUAUAAAAUGUAUAGAAGAGUGCGUUGAACCAUGGAAUGGCUCUUGGAAUGAGAAUCUAGUAGAUACCAGUCCCCUUAGACAAGAUCCUCUGAAGAAAAUUUGUGACUGUUACAUGGAAGAUCUGAAAAAGAUCUGUUAUCAUAGGGAGCUAAACAUACAAACAAGCUUGAAGUUUGUUCAUACUUCAUUUCAUGGUGUUGGACAUGACUACGUGCAGCUGGCUUUUAAAGCAUUUGGCUUUCAGCCCCCCAUUCCAGUACCUGAACAAAAAGAUCCCGAUCCGGACUUCUCUACUGUCAAAUGUCCAAAUCCUGAAGAAGGAGAAUCUGUGCUGGAGUUGUCACUGAGGCUUGCAGAGAAAGAAGGUGCUAGAGUAGUAGUGGCCACUGAUCCAGAUGCAGAUAGAUUAGCAGUGGCAGAACAACAGGAGAAUGGCUGCUGGAAGGUGUUCACUGGCAACGAGCUAGCAGCUUUGUUUGGGUGGUGGAUGUUUUCUUGCUGGAAGGAAAACUGUUCCAAAGAUGCUGAUGUGAAGAAUGUUUACAUGUUAGCGACCACAGUCUCUUCUAAAAUUUUGAGGGCAAUUGCACUUAAAGAAGGAUUUCACUUUGAAGAAACACUUCCUGGUUUUAAAUGGAUUGGAAGUAGAGUAAAAGAUCUCCUAGAUACUGGAAAAGAAAUUCUUUUUGCCUUUGAAGAGUCUAUUGGGUUCAUGUGUGGUACGUCAGUGUUCGAUAAAGAUGGUGUAAGUGCUGCUGUGGUCAUAGCUGAAAUGGCAACUUACCUGGAAGGCAAUAACCUAACACUAGCACAGAAGCUCACCAAGAUAUAUGAAACGUAUGGAUAUCAUAUAUCAAAGACUUCCUAUUUCUUGUGCUAUGAUCCUUCUACUAUCAAAAGACUAUUUGAAAAGCUUCGGAACUUCGAUGGCCCUCAGUCUUAUCCAAAGUUUUGUGGUGUUUAUAACAUAUUACACGUGCGAGAUAUUACCACUGGCUAUGAUAGCAGCCAGUCAAAUAAGAAAUCGGUGCUGCCAGUGAGUAAAAGCAGUCAGAUGAUCACUUUCGCGUUUCAAAAUGGUUGUGUUGCCACCCUUCGAACAAGUGGAACAGAACCAAAGAUCAAGUAUUACGCAGAGAUGUGCGCACUGCCUGAACAGAGUGACAGAACCUUUCUUGAAGAAGAACUUCAGAAACUUAUUGAGGCUUUAAUUGAGAAUUUUCUUGAACCCGAUAAGAAUGGACUGAUCUGGCGUUCUGCUUAGAGCUCCUAUAACUGGUGUUUAAAGAAGUGGCCUCUUGUGCUGCGUCACGUGAAACCAAGGAACCAAGAACAGAACUCCGUUUAACGUGUGUAUGUUUAAACAAACAGCUAAAUUUCUACCUACAUAGAAGCAGCAUUAUUUUGUCAGCUUUUUCACCAAAGUCCAGGCUAACAAACUGCAUCAAGGGGAAAGGAAAUGAAGGAGGGGGAUGGAAUUUAUUAACUAGAAUUUUGCAUUCUUUUGACCAAAAGGUUAAUUGAAUUAUGCCAACGUAAAUGAACUCCUGUAGUAGGUAUGAGACACCUGAUAUUAGCCACUGGUCUUUGUCUUAAACUAAUUUCAAGUACUCAGUACUUUUUUGUGUGAAAAAGUUCUUAAAUCUAGUAUUCGUAGUAUUUGAAGGAAGUGAUCACACGAAACUGGCAACAAAAAGUCUGCUUCUUCGUAGCUGUUGUGUGUGAAUGUAGGUGUCAUUAUUACAGGUCUUAAUUUACAAAUAUGUUAAAGUAGAAUUCAGUGCUUAGGAUUUCUUGUUUAGGCAAGUUGUUCCUAUAUGACUUUUUUCAGAUGCAUAAAUAUCUUUCUGUUGUUAAAGGUGCUCUUGGUGCAUUGUAUCUUUCCUCUCUGUAUCCUAAAAUGUUUACUUGACAGUGAAAAUAGUGGCAACACAUGCAGUUCCACUUGCAGUCUGGUUUUUCAGUUGUGUAGUGCCUUUCCAAGGCUUCCGAGUGAAUAGAAACCUGUGCAUUUCUUGGUUAAAUUGCCUGUUCUGACUACUGUAGGCUACGUAAUCGUUUUUCAUCCACCUUUACAUCCCUGAAGGAACUUAAACUUUUUUUUAAUAGAGGUUUGGGGAGUUCAGUAGCUUUUAAAAAUUCCAGUUAGUGGCUUUUCUGGUUUUAACAACUUGAAUUCACAGUGUCCUUAUGUAUGAAAAACGGAAGAGAGUGGAGGUGAGACACUGACCCCCUUGAUUUUUUUUUUUUUUUUUUUUUUUUUUUGUUGUCACACCUUGAAAACUAAUUCCUGUUAGAAUAGUGGUCUGCAAAUACGGUUGAUCUUUAUCUUUUAUUUCAAAUUUUUACUACUUCUCAUUAGGUUUUUUAUCUUUGGUUGAGUAGAAAGUGAUACUACUAAGCAUUUUUUUUCCAAAAGAUAGACUGAUGUAGAAAGUUCUCAUGUAGCUUGAUAGCUAGUGUUUCAGAAGAUGAAAUCCAUGUUUUUGGCAUAGAAAAGCUGUGGAAGAUCUCUUUUGACUAAAACAACACAUUUAGAAAAACUGCAUAUUGAUUAACUGAGAAUAGCACUUAUUAAUGUGUGCUACCAAAUUACUAAUAUAAGCCUUCAGAACAAGGUCAGUGGCAUUCUGGACGUCUGUUUGCUCUCACAUUACAGUAAUUAAAUACAGCAAAUAGAUACAACUGAACAUUUAAACUCUGUAUAGAAGAAUACGUAAGAAGAAUUUAAGAUUCACUUAAGUUAAAAAUGUUGUUUUGCCACUAUUGUUAAACCUCUAAAUCUAUCCUCCAUCGUAUUAUACCCUUACAGCUUGAUGCCAUAGGACUGUGCAGAGUGGUUUUAUAUGCAUUGCAUCUAGAUGGCUUUAAAGAGCACUGAAGUUUGUGUCUGUGUGGGUGUUGGAUAUUUCAUGCUGACAGAAGCUUUGCACUAUAACAGUGAAUAAGUAUUUUGCUGUAUAUGAAUGUACAUGUACUGCAGAAGGUGUGCUGCACAAAUUUUUAUUUGUCGCCAAUAUUUAUUUAUUUUUAAGAGAAAAUAUUUCCAAAUAGUUCUGCAAUUGUGUGAAGUGUAUCGAAUGCCAAAAAAAAUUUUUUUUUUUCUUAAUUGUAUAUUUGACUGAUGUUGUGGGGAAAAUAGGUGCAAGCAUUUAAGCUUUGAGUGUACUCAUGAUAUUGCACAGCUUUGGGGAGGUGUCAGAAGGUGCAAAGGCAUGUCUCUGAGUGCUGCUGUGUCUUCAGUUGCCACAAGAAGGUGCUGGUUUGGAUCCUGCUCUGACUCCACUAAAGUUGAAGGAGGUUCUGUAGUUUGUUUCAUUGGCAGCUGACUCAAGGCCUUAGGUGUUUUGGAUUUUGAUUUUAAAUAUCUAGUAGUAGUUCAGAAGAGAGCAAGUCACUUCAGAACAUGAUUUUGAACAAUGAUAAACACUGUAAAAAGCUUAUUGUGUGUGAUUAGCCCAGCUUGUGUGUGCGUUGUAGUAGUGGUUAGUAUUGGGAGUUACAUCUUGUGAGUUACGUUUUGCUCCCACGAAGAGCAGGAAUCUGCUAUUUCCCAGAGAGGUCUGCUUUAUAUCAGUAGGCCAGAGGUAUAAAUGUAGUAAAUUGUGGUUAUAUUUUUGAAAUCGGCCUUCUUAAAAGUUGGUCGUGGCCUUCUUAAAAGUUAGUCACUGUUCAUGGUCAGAUAUCUUUAAUGAAAGCAUCCAUGAGGAGUUAAGUUCUUCUCAUCAGUACAUUGAGGCCCUUAUUAUUUGAGCAGUAUGUUAUAGAUGUAGUAGUGCUUUUGAAAUGACAGCAACAGGCACAACACAUUGAAUGUAUUUUAAGGGUAUAAUAACUAUUGCUGUUUUUAAACUGCUGCUACCCUUGUUUUCCUGUUGUAUUUGAACUGUUUGAUAUAUUUAUACCGUUCCAUUUGUGGAACAUUUUUCCUUUUCUCCUCCCUUUUGUCUUACCUCCCUUCUGUUACUGUGAAGGACUAUAGUUCUCUUAUUUCAUUGCUCUGUAACUUUGUUAUACACGAUGUUAAGAGUUUUUGGACUUGUGCACAAUCUUUUCAGUUGUUCAUUCUUUACUACUUUUCAAAGAAGAACAAAAGACUAUCAAAACUUGAGCAGGAGGCAGGUAAUAGAUCAAAAUACAUUCUGGAUGUUACUUAUUAGGCGCUUCCAAUUAACAUACACCUUUUCAAAGGUUGGUCUACAGCAAGCCAUCAGCUUAAACUGUAACCAUACUGCCAAUGAUUUAUUUUUAUCAUUUGUUAAAAAUGAGAGUGCUUGUUUUUUUUGUCUUUUCCCUUUUUGAUGAGGUGGUCUUAAUCUGUCUCACUCAGAUAACUGGGAUCCUGCCUGAAUAGGUUUCCUAUUCUGUAACUUUAAAUAUCUAGCAUUUCUUUUGUGUGUGUGUUCAUUUGUAUCAUCAAUAUAGUAAAGUAAGAAUUAAAAUUCUGUGUCUCUGUUUCAGGCAUUGAAAUGACUUAAAACAUGCAGUAUGCAGUGCCUGGGUGUCUUAUCUGCCUUGGGUAGUUCUUGACUAAUCUCAGGCUGUUGCUGUAUCUUUAGUCAAAGGAUACCUGCAUGUUGAAAAUUAUAAUGGCGUUCUCUGAUUUAGCAGUAGUCAGGUUGCACUCUUUGUCCCAUGUGUGCCUGUUUCCUAAAAUAUUAGGGACUUCAGUUCCCAUUUUACUAAAACUAUGUGUAUUUGUGAAUUUCUCAAAAUAUUGAGGGGAAAAGCCACCAGAUGGAAUGAUGAUUUCUUUUACGUAGAAUGGCAUAGAAGUUGUAGACUGUCUUUGGAAAGCUGUUUUGUUAAUCUAGAAAAAAUAUUGCAGUGGUGUUGACCUUGGCACCUCGACAGGUACUGAUGCUUGCUUUGAAUGUGGGCUCCUGUGUCUGAGGAACACGUCAUGAAGACCUUUGCAAAAAAUGUGGUGUAGCUACUGCUGGUUACAGAAUAUCUCAGAUCCAGGCCUGGACAUAAAGAACUGAUUCCAGGGCAGAAGGAGAUGAGAUGCUUCUAGAGGCUGGAUGGUGGAGGUACAGCUUGUCACAUCGGCAUAGUGCAGUGGCUGUAAUAGCUGUUACACGAAGCAUUGCAGGUUAAGAAUCCUUAAUCUUAGCAGAGGGUUUGGUCUGCCCAUUUCAUCAUGCCAAGCCCAAUUUUUGUCAUGCGUUAAAUAGUAUGUGCUGUUUCUUUAAAGCAACAAAAAAUGCCAGAUGAAUAAAGUUGAAAAUUAAUUGAAUGUUCCCUUUAAUCUUAAAGCUACUUUUGUCAACAUUUCAUUCUAUCUUUUCCCCUGUUCCCCUGUUCCUAACGUACAAGAGGGGAGCUGUUUGAUGAUGCCUGGAUGAUUUGGAGUUCAUCUUCACACUGAAUUCCUGGUACCUGGUACAUUUUGUAUCCUCCCUCACCCAUUGCGUGCUCAAAAGUAGCUUUUGUACAAGGUAAUUGAAGCUCAGUAUCUGAAUUUGCAUUAUUCUUGUCUAGAAUCCUGGGGAGUUGUAUAUCUAUACUCAUGUUUAUCCAGUGUCUGGUCUCCUGUAAGAUUAGGGCAUAGUAUAAGUACAGAGUGAGAAUUUGCACUUUUCUGAAGUACUUCUGUGUGUAUUGCUAUGUGGAUUUAGCUGAAUAAAGUGUUGUAAGUAAUAAAA